This is a messenger RNA of Ceutorhynchus assimilis (cabbage seed weevil), 411 nucleotides long. The record is from the annotation of a GenBank genome assembly. Lineage: Eukaryota; Metazoa; Arthropoda; Insecta; Coleoptera; Curculionidae.
AUGUAUACUUUGCUUCCUUUUAUCACUACUGGUAUGGUUCCAGAAAUGCCCAUAGAAGUAUGGUGCGUUAUUCUAAGGCUGCUGGAUUCCAAAUCAUUAUUAUCUACUGUAAGAAGUUCGUCUUCCUUUAGUUCCAUGGCUCGGGGAGAUCCAAUUUUAAGACAAAAAGUUAGAAAUGCAAUCAAAGAAGAAAAAGAAGAGAUUGUCGCUAGGCUCAGGAAACCGGGCAUAUCCACAAUAGUAGAAAGACCAUCCAAACAAUCUGAGCUAUAUUCCAAAAACUCCCAAAAGAAGACGACUAUAAGGAAGGAACCAAAAAUGUUCAAAGUUUGUGCCAAGAAGGAGUCGUUAGAUUUAAAAAUCAAAAGCAAAAUUUGUAAAUCAUCUAGAUUUAAUCCUUAUCGGAUAUAA